AUGUGGGGAAUCACAGGAAUGGACGUCACGAAACGCGUCGGAGCGUCGUCUCCGAUGCGCCAAGAAGCGAGGCAAAGAAGCUUCUUUAGAAGGGGAGGGGGAGGUGGUGGUAGUGGAGGAGGUGGAGGAGGAGGCAUUGGAGGAUUCUUCAGCGGAUUGUUUAAGCGGCAUUACUGCUGCUCGCCAGUGGUUGCUAUCGUGCUCAUUUGGCUGAUCGGCUUUGGCAUCUGGAAUAGCGGCCUUUUCAGAAGCCGAAAUCCCUCCCCAUCUGCUCCCACCAUCGGGGAAGACGACGAUUUCUAUGCCAGCGGCCAGCCUGGCGAUGACGCAUGGACGGCAAAGUCAGCCAAGACCUCUCAACCGACCAUCACCGGCACCAAUCCCUCUCUUUCUGACGCGUCUGACGACGACGAUGACCCCUGGUCCUCCAAAAACACCAACCCCGGUGGUUCGGUGACGUCGCCCAGCCUCGGCAACGCAGGUUCGGAAAGCGAUUAUGGGGAUGGUCUAGGAGGAUCGGAAGGAUCGGAAGCAGCAGGAGGAGUAGCAGUUGGGAAAGAUAGCAAUAUCAACGCUGACACGCCUAAACCAGCGGCUAAGGCUGGAUGGUUUUCUUGGCUAUGGGGGGGUAAGAAGAAGGAGGAGAACACUAGCGCUGCACCAGAGGAGGAGGGUGAAGAUAGCUUAACCGGAACAGGCGGGCCUGGGGUUGGUCGGACAGGAGGGUUUGGCGGCCUGCCGUCAACGGGUAUGGGGGAUGAUGAGGAUGAGGAGAGCGGUGGUGGUGGUGUGGGUGGAGGGAGAGGGAGUGCGAAGGGAGGGGCGUUCGGGGCUCGAGAUGAGGGGGCGGCCGAUGAGGCCCCCAGUGUGGAGGACGCGCAGGUGGAGGAGGAGGAGGAGGCUCCGGGGGAGGAUGAUGAGGGGCUGCUUGAUUUCGCCUCGCUGCGCAUCCCAGGCACUGGCGUUAGAGGCACUAAGGUGAUGGAUCUGGAGAGGCAGCUGGCGUGUGUGGCGAGGGAGGGGCGGUGGGCGCUCAACUCGACGCCUCGCUGGCUGCCGUGGGACCUCAACCCGCUCACAGUGAAGGAGCAGCCCAACUACCGCACCUGCGACAUGCUGCACGCCCAGCGAGAGGGCGGCAUAUACGGCCUCCAAGCCGAACGAAUCCGCCAGAAGUACUCCCGAGCCUCCCGCCGCCGAGGCUCGGUUGUGCCGGACUGGAAGGUUCGGCGGGAGGUGCUGUACGAGUGGCGCAGCAGCGAGCCGGAGCGGUGCCCCUUCGUGCGGUUCGACCGCAAGGGGUUCUGCCGGGCAGUACGGGGGCGCAACGUGGUGCUGGUGGGGGAUGCCUUCAGCCUUGAUAUGCACGAUGCUGUUUUGAACCAUCUGGUCACUGCUGGGACGAAGAGAGAUGCUGGUCGACUGGGCGAUGGAUGGGCCAAUGCCACGGAGGGUGCAUGCUUUGAGGCAGGCCACCAGCUGUGCACCGACGUCCCUAUUACCCCCACCUUCGCUCUCCCCUCCUCCACUGCCUCUGGCUCAUACGGCAAAGGUCCCCCUGACACCACUGGCGCAGCAGCAGCAGCAGCAGCAGCAGCAGCAGGAGGAGGAAGGGGAGGGGGAGAUGGGAUGGAGGGAGAUGAGGAAGGUGGGAGGGCGAGCAGCAUAGCGUCUGUGCGAGGGAAGGAACGCAGGAGGCGAGGGAGGAGGCAGGGGGGAGGCACUCGAGGCCGCGUGCUGCUGUGGGAGUCAGAUGGGAGCGAGGAGGAGGACGAGGAGGAGGGGGCGGAGGGGACGGAGGGAGGGCGAGGAGGGGGAGGAGGGGGAGUUGGCGGAGUUGGAGGGAGAGGAGUGCCUCAAGGGGGCUCCAUCAGAGGAGGAGAGGGGGAUGAGGAGGAUGAGGAAGAGGGGGGCAGCGGUGGUGGUGGCAGCAAUGGCUGGAGUUCAGGGGAGGCAGUGCGAGAGCUGUACCCGGACAUGCUGGUCUUCUGGCGCAACUCCCCUGCCUUUUUCACAUGUAUCCUUCCUGUGCCUCCCUUCCCUCCCUGCAAAUCAGAGGAUCUAAUGCUGCAGGAAGUGCGAGACACCCUAGAGGCAGUGAGGGAGCUGUACCCAGACAUGCUGGUCAUCUGGCGCAACUCCCCUGCCUUUUUCACAUGUAUCCUUCCUGUGCCUCCCUUCCCUCCCUGCAAAUCAGAGGAUCUAAUGCUGCAGGAAGUGCGAGACACCCUAGAGGCAGUGAGGGAGCUGUACCCAGACAUGCUGGUCAUCUGGCGCAACUCCCCUGCCUUUUUCACAUGUAUCCUUCCUGUGCCUCCCUUCCCUCCCUGCAAAUCAGAGGAUCUAAUGCUGCAGGAAGUGCGAGACACCCUAGAGGCAGUGAGGGAGCUGUACCCAGACAUGCUGGUCAUCUGGCGCAACUCCCCCGCGGACCACCCCACGUAUUCCCCUUUCCCUCCAUGUAUCCCUCCCCCCUUUCUCAUUCCCUUCCCAGAGGACCUGAUGCUUCAGGAGGUGCGAGACACACUUGAGGCAGUGAGAGAGCUCUACCCAGACAUGCUGGUCAUCUGGCGCAACUCCCCUGCGGGGCACCCCAGCUGCCACCGCUUCACCCGCCCCCUCAAGCGCCGCCCCAAGCCACUGCAGCUCAAGGGGCAGCUGCCUGCCACGUGGACCAGACAUGCCGAGAUGAACGCUGCUGUGCGGUCGCUGCUCAAGGAGUACGGAGUGGUGUAUCUAGACGUUGACUCAGCCACCUCAUUACGCCCUGACGGCCACCACAGGCGGCUGGACGGCACAGUGGACUGCCGCCACUACUGCAUGCCCAGCCCCCUCGACCACUGGGUCUCGGCGUCUCGCUGCUCUACAACCUGCUCCGCCUCAUUGAUACCCACUCCCAGCAGCCUGUCAACCCCAGUCUCCUGCUGGCAGACCCUCACGUGGCUGCUCUCCCAUUCUCUUCCUUCCCUCCCCCCUUCCCUCCCAGGAGUACGGAGUGGUUUACCUAGGGACGUUGACUCAGCCACCUCGCUCCGCCCCGACGGCCACCACAGGCGGCUGGACGGCACAGUGGACUGCCGCCACUACUGCAUGCCCGGCCCCCUCGACCACUGGGUCUCGCUGCUCUACAACCUGCUCCGCCUCAUUGAUACCCACUCCCAGCAGCCACAGCAGCCUGUCAGCCCCAGUCUCCUGCCCGUGCACCCUCAAUUGACUGCUCUCCCAUUCUCUCCCUUCCCUAUUCCCCUCUGUAACUCUCAGGAGUACGGAGUGGUGUAUCUAGACGUUGACUCAGCCACCUCAUUACGCCCUGACGGCCACCACAGGCGGCUGGACGGCACAGUGGACUGCCGCCACUACUGCAUGCCCGGCCCCCUCGACCACUGGGUAGAGGAGGGAGGUGUGGGCGAGGGAGGAAGAGAUGGUAACAGAGAGGGGGAGGAGGAGAAGGGUGGUAAAGGGGAGAGCCGAGGGGAGGAGGGCGGGGAUGGGAGUGCGGGAAUACGGGAUGCGGCAGGGGAACGCGGGGCGGAAGAGGGGAUUGCGCGAGCCGUGGAAGGGCGGAAAGAGGAUGUGGCGGGCAGUGGGGAAGGGAGGGAGGCUGGCAUUGGGGAAGCAGGGAAAGAUGCGGGAGAAGAAGCUAAGGAAAGUGACGGGGCUGUUGCGAGGCCUUUAGGGGCAGACGGACAGGAGGGUGGUGAUGAGGGGGGGAGAGAGGAGGCGGGGACAAAGGAGGUACCAGAGCAAGGGGCAGCAGAGGAAGGAGCAGCGGAGCAAGGAGCAGGUGGGCAGAGUGCAGGUGAACAGGGAGCAGUGGCGGAAGGUGCAGGAGCAGGAGCAGGGGGCGAGGGAGGCGGAGCAGCAGGAGUUUCGGAUGAAGGGAAGGAGGGAGGGGAGGCUGGUGGUGUGAAGGAAACAGAGGGCUCGGAAGAGGAAGCAGGGGAGGCAGGGCAGGGAGACAAGAAAACGGAAGAAUCCCAUCUUCCCCUCAGUCCGUCCCCAUUCAUGUAUACAUUACUCUCCACCGUUUUCCUCACAGCGCCCUGCAGGAACUACUCAGAGUGCAUCCCCGGCAUGGCACUGCGGGGCGCACAGGCAGUGGAGCAGAGCAACCGUGAGAUGGCAUGUCUGAAAUCCCUCCUUUCUUUCCUUGUUUUCUCUCUCAAAUCCCCCAAUUCCCCCUCACAGCGCCCUGCAGGAACUACUCGGACGCCCUGCUGGAACUACACAGAGUGCAUCCCCGGGACGGCAGUGCGGGGCGCACAGGCAGUGGAGCAGACCAACCGUGAGAUGGCGUGUCUGGCGAAGGAGGGCCGUUGGAUCAAGUUCAACACGCCCCGCUGGCAGCCCUGGAGCAAGGACCCCAACCGCAACCCCCUUGCACCCCAUUAUGGCACUUGUGACAUCCUGCAUCGCAGAAACAAGGGCGUGUUCGGCAAGGCAGCGGAGGACAUCCGGGUGUCGGGCACGGGUGAUUGGAACGUUCGGCCGGAGCUGAAGCACACGUGGAAGGCCAGCCGCUUCUGCCCGCCGCUCAACGGGUACAACCGCGACAAGUUCUGCCGGGCCGUGGGGCAUCGCAACGUGGUGUUUGUGGGGGAUCAGUCGCAGCUGGCGCUGCACGACGUGUUUAUUAACCACGUUCUUACCAUGAAGACCGCAAAGGAUAUUGGCACGGCUGCUGAUGCAUGGGAGGAGAACGAGAUUCCGUUGUGCCAUCGCAAGCCACACAUCGUGUGCUCGGACCACGUGCCCGGGGGAUUCACCUUCCGAGUGGUGCACAACAACCUGCUCUCUCCCGACUCAGCGGGCGGGGGCAAGUUCAACCAGCGCUGGCUGCGGCACCUCAGCGAGUGGAACACAUCCAUCAUCGUCCUCAACAAAGGCUUUGAGAAGAGACCAACGCCCAAGUACCUGUCCACGCUGCGCGCAUCGCUGGCGAAGCUGCGAGAGGUGGCACCGGAUGUGCUGCUGGUGUGGCGCAACACGUGGCGCGGCCACCCCGACUGCGGCAACGCCACGGAGCCACUGAAAGCCGUGCCGCACAAUGAGACAAUGGACAGCCCGUGGAGCUACGUGGUGGAACAGAACGAAGGGGCCAAGGCCAUUGUGAAGGAAUUUGGAGGCCUUUACAUUGAUCUUGAUUGGUCGCUGUCAAUGCGCCCCGACGGACACAUCAAGAAGCUAGACGGGCAGUCCGUGUACUCAACUAGAUUCGAAUCUGACGUGGCGUAUCGCGGAUGCGAUGUUUACGUGUCAAUUGCGUGGAGCGGAUCUUUGCAGCAACCACCUCCUCCUCUCCCUCGUUCGGUGCACUGCUGGCGCCAAGCGCUAGGGGAGAUGGGGAACAUGCACGGCGGAAUGGCGGCCCUCAUCGUUCUCCAGGUGCAGGCGCAGUUAUGCUUGCCCGGCGCCCCAAGCAGCCGCGCGAUUUCCGCGGCGAGAUCUGCCGCGCAGAGCCGCGAGAGCGUCAGGAGUCGCCGCGUGAGCCUCGCGCCCUGCCCCAGCGCACGCAGCCGCAUUGGCGCAAGCGGGCGCAUGGGCGCGGGGAGCAGCGCGCUGCACAGCGAUGAGCGCUGGCGCAAACUCCUUUCCGCCACCGCGAAGCCGAAAUGGGGACAUACGUUCAAGCGCACCACUCCCAGAUGGACGGCGGCAGUCGUCCCCUCCACCAAGCCCUCCAAACGCCAAUCGGAGCCUCAGCACACCUCCCACUCUCACCACAAUGCUCACAGCACCAACACCACCACCAGCAGCAGCACCAGCAGCAGCAGCAGCAGCAGCAGCAGCAGCAAGGGCAGGGCGAUCGCCACAGUGCCGCGCGCACCUUCCGCGCCCAUCCCGCGCGAGCCGGCCACUCGCCGCCUCUUCGCGAACUUCUCCAGAUCCGGCCGGAAACGGCCCCUGUGGAAGCAGGCGGGCAUGUGGAUCGCAGGGGCGGCCGCAGCAGCAGUGGGCGUGCAAGUCAGCGCGCAGGUGCUCGAGGCGCUGGACAAGGUGCCGUUCCUGGCGGAUCUCGAGGUCCUGGUGGGUACGGGCGUGGCGCUCAACUUCCUCUCCUCCUACGUGCGCGGAGGCCCGGCACGAGCGCGAGUGCAAUCAGGAAUCGACAGCAUAGUGGACAGCAUCAGGGGCUUUGACUCUCCCGCUGACUCCGACCUUCAGCUGCAGCUGCAACAGCUUGUUGCCGACACCACCGCCGAGGCCGCCCGGUCGCAGGCGCUGCAGGCCCGGGCGGCGGAUCUGAACCAGUCGCUGCAGGCCAGCAAGCGGGCGGCGCAGGCGGCCGCCCAGAAGCUGGAGGAGCUGCGGGCGGCCAACGGGCGGCUGCAGGCGGAGCGGAGCGAGUCCCGGGCGGCCAUGGGCGGACUGCAGCAGCAAGUGGCGUCUCUGUCUGCUGCUCUGGGGAACCUCACGGCUGAUACUGAUGCCCUGAAGCAGUCUAAAGAGAAGCUGGCGUCCAAGGUGCAGGCAGCACUCACGGACAACCAGUCGCUCCAAGCCAGCCUGGCAUCAGCUAAAUCCCGGCAGCAGCAGCAGGUGGCGGCAGCAGAGGCGAUGAGGGCACAGCUGAGAGCCGCCGAGGUCACACUGGGUGAAAGGGAGGAGGCGCUCAGGCGGGCGCAGGCGGAGAGCGCACAGGAGAAGAUGACUUACACCGCCCGGCUUGAGGGCGUGAAGAAGGAGAGAGAUGAAGCCUUGGCAGCGGUGGUGGUGGUGGAGGCGAGGCUGGCAGCACUGGAAGCCACGCUGCAGCAAGCAGCACAGAAGGAGAGGGACGAAGCACAGGCAGCGGUGGUGGUGGUGGAGGCUCGGCUGGCAGCAUUGGAAGCAAAACUGCAGCAAGCAGCACAGACCCGGACAGAAAUCUUUAAAAACAACGCAGAGCUAAAAGCACGACUCGAAUCCGUCUUGCAGCAAAACCGCGACCUUGCCACCCAGGCCGCCCGCAUGGAGGAGAGCGGCCGGCAGGGGGAGCUGAGGAGGGCCGAGGAGGAGAAGCAGAAAUACAUGGAGGCGUGUGAUUGGCUGGAGAAGCAGCUGGCGACUCUCAAGGCGGAGAAUGAGACGACGAUCGCCGACCUUCGCUCGUCUCUGGCGUUUGCCGAGCAACGGGCCAAGGAGGAGGGUGCCAAGGUGGUUCAGCUGCGCGCUGAGCUGGACAAGCAGACGAAAGACGCCGACCGCCACAAGGCCGCGCUGAGAAAGAAGGUGGCUGAGCUGGAGGGCAAGCUCGGAUCCAGCCAAUCGCAGCUCUCCAUUGCCGAGAAGGCCCUUGCCACUGCCAUGGCUGCAGCCAAUCGCACCCGAGGAGUCAACGCUCUCGUGCUGGACCUGGUGAGCAAGGGAGCGGAGGAGCAGUGGGCACGGAAGCAUGUGACCGAGGCUCUUCUCAAGCCUGCCCUGGCGGCUGCUGAUGCCGCUGCUGCUGCUAAGACGAGCACUGCUGCUGGUGUUGGCAAGGCAGGCAAGAAGGCCGUGAGCAAGGAGGCAUUGCAGUCGUAUGCGAGGGCCAUCCAGCAUGCCUACAUCGACGACUCCAUCCCCGUCAAGGAGCAGCAGGCGGGCAUGCAGCUGCUCGUGCAGGAGUUGGUGGCGAUGGGAGGAGAGGAGGAGUGGGCGCGCAACUUCGUGCAUGACUCCAUGGUUGCCUCACCUGCCAGCCCGCACAAGUGA
Molecule: messenger RNA, 7677 nt
Organism: Closterium sp. Yama58-4
Lineage: Eukaryota; Viridiplantae; Streptophyta; Zygnematophyceae; Desmidiales; Closteriaceae
Source: the annotation of a GenBank genome assembly